AUGGCAAUAUCGCAAUCGCUGGCUCAAAUUAGUUUAGCCAAUACAACCGGUGUAUUUAAUGGUGGCUAUUAUAAAAUAGAUCAUCGUGAUACAAAUGCGCUUCUUCGGGUCAGAUUACAACCCAACGCUCCAUUUUAUGCAAAGCCUGGAGCAAUGGUUGCUAUGAGUCCUGAGGUGACGCUAAAAGGAAAGUUUAAAUUUUCGUUCAAAAAAAUGCUCACUGGUGGUAACAUGUCUCAAUCAAUCUAUACUGGUCCUGGUGAAGUAUUACUUGCUCCAGCGAUUUGGGGUGAUAUCGUUGCUAUCCAACUGGAUGGCCGAACUGAAUGGAAUGUCGGUAGAGAUGGCUUUUUAGCUAUGACUCAUGGUGUCGUAAAAGAGACGAAAUCUCAAGGAUUUGGUAAAGCACUGCUUUCUGGUGAAGGUCUUUUUGUUCAUCGUGUAUCGGGUGUGGGCAUUAUGUUUGUUACGUCUCUCGGCGCUAUUGUAAGACGCGAUUUAAGACACGGAGAACAAUGGAUUGUUGAUAAUGGACAUUUAGUGGCAUGGAAUUGUCCAUAUUCAAUUGAGAGAACUGGUGGUGGUAUUAUGAGUGGAAUAUACUCUGGCGAAGGAUUUGUUUGUCGAUUUACUGGUCCGGGAACUGUGUUCAUUCAGACACGAAAUCCGGAAGCAUUGUCAUAUUGGAUCUCAAGUCAUGUACCAAGAUGA
This is a messenger RNA of Rotaria sp. Silwood1, 711 nucleotides long. NCBI's taxonomy places the organism in Eukaryota, Metazoa, Rotifera, Eurotatoria, Philodinida, Philodinidae. The record is from the annotation of a GenBank genome assembly.